Plodia interpunctella (Indianmeal moth) is the source of this 1721-nucleotide messenger RNA. RefSeq names its product Cuticular protein 66D (gene Cpr66D). The transcript is spliced from 5 exons. The coding region runs from base 90 to 773 and encodes 227 amino acids. Gene Ontology annotation, cellular component: extracellular matrix. Lineage: Eukaryota; Metazoa; Arthropoda; Insecta; Lepidoptera; Pyralidae. The record is from RefSeq and is a predicted model, not a curated record.
ACGCACUGCAUACGUGAUCCUGAACGCGAGUGUAUUGUGGCCUUUAUAAUUUUUUUAAAUUGUUUUAUAUAAGUGUAUGAAAAGUUAACAUGUUACGUCAGUGUGUAAUUUUGGCGGUUUUCGGGUGUGCUUUGGCAGGACCGGCGCCGAGGCCCCAACAUCAGUACCAGACUCAACAAGUCGAGGGCAUACCUCCUCAUCUACUUAGACAGUACAUCGGGCAGUCUCAAGCACAGGCUCAAGUCAUAGCCAGGCCCGUCGCUGCCGCUCCAGCUCGCCUUCCCUAUUCUGCUCAGAGUGAGGACUAUCAGCCACAAUAUCAGCAGCAGUAUCAACAGCCCCAACCCCAGCAGUACAGGCCUCAGCCACAGUACCAGCCACAGAGACAGCAAGCUGCCCAGGAGCCACAGGAAGACUAUGACCCUCAUCCAUCAUACCAGUUCGGUUUCGAUGUGAACGACGACCAGUACACAAACUAUCAGAACCGGAAGGAGCAGAGAGACGGUGACGUCAUCAAGGGCUCCUACUCCGUGGUCGACAGCGAUGGCUUCGUCAGAACUGUCACUUACACUGCUGACCCUAAGGAGGGCUUCAAAGCUGAGGUUUCACGACAACCCACCGACAUUGUAGUGAAAAUCCCGACGCCGAAGCCCCAGCUGCUACAACAUCAACACCAGCAGCCCCAAGCCCAAAUCGCCCACGUGCCCAGGCAACAGCCGCAGGCCCACCCACAACAACAGGCCCCACAGUAUUACCGCUACACUGAGCAGUAAAAUGCCCCGCUAUGGGGCAACGUCAAAGAAAAAUCAUAUUUGGAUGACCUAAUUGAAGAUGUCGAAAAAAAUCACUUUAAACUCAUAGCCAGUAUUGAUAAAUCAAAAUUAAAACGUUUCAUUUUUUCUUGAAUCGGCUCAUCCAAUUGUGUUACAUUUUGUCUAUAGAAGUCACAUGUCUAAGAAUAUGGGUCGGACGACGUCACUUCCAGUUGAAUAAAUUCAAAUAAUUUUAUCAGAAAAUAAAUUGCAUUGUGACGUCAUCAGACGCUUGUUAUGGAUCUGGCAAAAUCUUAUUGCUACUAAAAUUACUAUGAAUUAGAAAAAAAGAAGUUACAAAUCAGUUUUGUAAAGAUUUUUAAGUAAUUUGUAAAGAUAACUUCAUCCACGGUUAUGGUUAUUUAAAUCAAAAGUACCUAAAUGGUACCUAAUUAUUGUAAAACAUGGACUGAUUUGUCACCUAGAGGUAAGUCUGUGGUUAAAGUCUUUAUUCCGUUCCUAAAAACAUACAUAAUCAUAAAAUACGGCAUAAUAUGAGUUUACAAAUUCUCUGAAUGCCCGUAUAAGAUUUAAGAUUAUUUCCCAAUGAGGGGGAUAAUUAUAAUGUAGUAAAUAGCGCGUAGACGAUAAGUGAUUACGUAUAAUUAUAUUAUGAUUAUGAAAUGUGAUUGUAAAUAAAUAACUAGAUGAGAAAGUUUUUACGCAAUAAAAAAAUACAAAAUAAAAUCUUUGUUUUUACUUUCGUAUGCUAAUGUAACUUCUUUCUUUAAAUCUUUUCUUUAAUAGCCGGCCUCGCUCCGGCUAUUUUAUUUCGUAGAAACUGACCAAGAUCAAAGAUUUAAACCAAAUUAUAUUGGGAAAAACGGGAAUCUCCCAAAGAUUUUCUUAUGAUUAUUGUAAGGAAAAAAUCUAUAUUUAGCGCGUAAUAAACCAUCUUGUCUAUAUUUC